AUGAAUGAGAGACAGUCUGAAUUUCAGCCAGACAGGCAUCAUGAAAACUGCUCUGCUCCGCCUUGUCAGGGCCACACCUCAGCUGCCACUGCUGCUACUAGACCGGAUUUGGGAACCUCCCACUGUGUUGAGCCUGCUUCUGCAGCCAAAGCCUCUACAGAUGCAGCUGCAGUGAACAUCCCUGUCACCACUUCUGUGACUGGUAAGCUUAAAAAGACCCCAAGCCCCAGCGUAGCUACUUCAAAAGAAUUCGAAAAGCAGCAGCAGCAGCAGCAGCAGCAACAACAGCAGCAGCUAGAUGUUGAAAAGAAAAAUGAAAAGUUAAAGAAAAAUUAGAAGAAAUCAAAGCCAGAGGUUAAAGCAGUGCAGAACAGUACAUGCCAUGAUGGAAAGGAAGUUGAUGAAGGAGCCUGGGAAACUAAAGUCAGUAACAGAGAGAAACGGCAGCAGCGUAAGCGUGACAAGGUGCAGCCUGAUACUGGUCCCUUGGAUCCGGCUGUCUCGGGGAUAGAAAGUGCCUAUACAGUAACUACUGAGCAGCUUAUUACAGCUUCGUUUCCUGUUGGUUCCAGGAAGAAUAAAGGUGAUUCUCUUCUCAAUGUUCAAGGUAGCAACUUUAAGUCUGGAAAAGGAGAUCUCACCCUUCAGGGAUUGAAUGAAAACCCUACUGUAAAUGGAGGAGGCUGGAAUGAAAAGUCAAUAAAAAUCCCUUCACAGAUCAGUGCAGCUUCUUGGUCUGGUAACGUGGAUAGGAGGGUAAAUAAUAUGACUGAGCAGAAUUCUGCUCCCUUUUCGUCUCUGGCACUCAACACUACAGUUUCUGAUGGACUUUCUUCUGCUGAUCCCAGCUCUGAUUGGAAUGUGCCAGCUGAAGAGUGGGGGAAUUGGGUAGAUGAAGAGAAGGCUUCAUUUCUGAAAUCCCAAGAGUUAGUCCAUGAAGAGAAAUUUUCAGAUGAUGAUAAAGAAAAGGAAGACAUGCCUCUUCAGAGUUCUGCAUCUGGCAAAUCUAAAAAGAAGAAGCAAGGUGAAGAAACUAACUCUCCUGCACAGGAUAUGGAAGAAUUAGAGAAAGAGUUUAGGGAAGAUGUUCCAAUGGAGACCUCUAAAGUACAUCCAAAACAGAAAAAAACUCUUUCUUUGAAGACCAUGAGCACUAGUGAUCCACCCGAAGUACUCAUCAAAAGUAGCCAGCCUGUUAAGACUCUUCCACUUGCUGUUUCUCCCGAGCCAUCUGUAAUUUUAUCACAAAAUGAAUCUGACAAGAUCCCCUCCCAAGUGCCCCAGACGCUACAAGAAACAGCUGUUUCCAAGCCUAAUCUUAAGCAGAGUAGUGUGCCUCCUUCCCAGACCAAGUCUGAAGCUAGCUGGGAAUCUCCCAAACAAGUAAAAAAGAAGAAAAAAGCUAGGCGAGAAACGUGAAUGUUUUAUCCUGAAUUGGAC
Molecule: messenger RNA, 1440 nt
Organism: Gracilinanus agilis (Agile Gracile Mouse Opossum)
Lineage: Eukaryota; Metazoa; Chordata; Mammalia; Didelphimorphia; Didelphidae
Product: protein LYRIC-like
Exons: 3
Biological process (GO): positive regulation of angiogenesis; regulation of transcription by RNA polymerase II; positive regulation of canonical NF-kappaB signal transduction
Cellular component (GO): nucleus
Molecular function (GO): transcription coregulator activity
Source: RefSeq, a predicted model, not a curated record